This is a messenger RNA of Mesorhabditis belari, 387 nucleotides long. The record is from the annotation of a GenBank genome assembly. NCBI's taxonomy places the organism in Eukaryota, Metazoa, Nematoda, Chromadorea, Rhabditida, Rhabditidae.
AUGAUCGGUGAUGUCAUUUCAGCAACCAAAACGGUAUUCGCAAACAGCCGCAAGAGGCAAACGCGCAAGGGGAUGGACUUUCCCGACGAUUUGGCUGACUCAGUUGCUGACGAGGGAUCGGCAACGAACGAAAUUGAUCGGGGUGAAAGCUUGACUGUAGAGGAAAUGAGCCACUUGAAGGCAACCGAACGUUGGAUUCAAUCUUCAAGCGUCGCAGAGGAAGCAAUAAGAUCAGUGCAAGAAACUUUUGAAGAAAAAGGACCCAUCGACAAGCAGGAAUUUGCUUGGUUUAUGUUGAUGGGUUUAGCUCCACGAGCACGAAUAAUGGGAACGAAUACACAAAAUCUAAUCAUACGGCUGUCAAAAGUCGGUUUCUAUUGGGGUACG